Molecule: messenger RNA, 129 nt
Organism: Cetraspora pellucida
Lineage: Eukaryota; Fungi; Glomeromycota; Glomeromycetes; Diversisporales; Gigasporaceae
Source: the annotation of a GenBank genome assembly
AUGAUAGAAUGUGAAAUUAAAUAUGAGUUAAUUGAACUGAUUUUUAGAAUUAGAUUUCAAGAAGAUUCUCAACAACAUAUUAUAGAAUCUAAAGAAUUUCCAAGUGAUGCUGCUAAUAAUUAUUUACAA